UCAUACAACAUUACAUCCCAAGUACAUUUAAUAAUAAGAAGACAUUAUUAUUAUUAUCAAUGUAUGGUGUCAUUCUUGUUAGCACAGAGACAAAUGAAACUAGUGUCUAGUUCUGAUAUGAGAGCACAUGGGUUAAAGUGGUGACAUAGAUAAUAUUUUAAUUUUUUAUUAUUAUUUAUUUUUUUAAAAAGUUUUAAAGUUAUUUAAUUAUUAUGGGUGAUGUUAAACAAUCAAAUGGUAAAUUAUUAAAUGGGAAAGUGAAACAUCGACGCGCAAAAAGUGUAGCACGAGCUGAAGAUAUACAAUUACAAGAAUUAAAAGCACGAAGAUCACAACCUGAUAAACCAUGUCAUCGACCACAAGAUUCACUGUUCUCAUGGGCAUCAGAAUUCGAAGAUUUUACUGGAUUCGUGAAUUGGGCUUUCUUAUUACUUAGUAUAGGUGCAUUACGAUUACUUUUAGAAAAUUUUAUCAAGUAUGGUAUUCGAGUUGAUCCUAUACAAUGGUUUAUUGUAUUAACAGGAAAAGAUGCUGGUGGUGCAGAACAUCCAUCAAUAGUUCUUUUAUUAUAUACUACUGUUCCAAUUGUUAUCAGUUUAGUUAUUGAAAAAGGAUUGUCUAUUGAAUUAGUUCCUAGUGGACCAGGUGCUGUAGCUCAUGUUAUUAAUUUAUGUGCCUUAGUUAUGAUGCCAGUGGUUGUCAUAAAUUUAAAAGCACAUGCAUUUAGUUUGAUUGGAGCCACGACAGUCUGUAUGAUAUAUAGUGUUCUGUUUUUAAAAUUAUGGUCAUACGUACAAGUAAAUAGUUGGUGCCGUGCUGCACAAAAAGCAAAGAAGUAUCGUCCAGGCGGAUUACGUAGACAGUCACUUUCAGUUAGUAGUAUCCAUAGUAAAGUAGAUGGUAAUAAAGAAAAAUUAUCCGAUUCAGAAGAUGAAACAAAUUCAGAAGUGUCAUUAGUUCAAUAUCCAGAUAAUUUGACGUUAAAAGACAUUUUUUAUUUUUGUUUAGCACCAACGUUAUGUUAUGAAUUAAAUUUCCCAAAAACAAAUCGUAUACGUAAACGAUUUUUAAUUAAACGUAUUAUUGAGGUUUUGUUUGGUUUUCAAGUAAUACUUGCUGUUUUGCAACAAUAUAUGGUACCUUCUAUUAAAAACUCAUUAGAAUCCUUUUCUAAUAUGGAAUUUACAAAAGCAACAGAACGACUAUUAAAACUUUCAAUUCCAAAUCAUUUAGCCUGGUUAUGUUUCUUUUACAUUAUAUUCCAUUCAUUUUUAAAUUUAGUUGGUGAAAUAAUGCAUUUUGCUGAUAGAAAAUUUUAUUGCGAUUGGUGGAAUGCAAAUAAUAUUGACACAUUUUGGCGUUCAUGGAAUAUGCCUGUGCAUCGUUGGGCAGUACGUCACGUUUAUAUACCAAUUGUUGAUCGUGGUUAUAAUCGAAUGCUAGCUAGUACUACUGUAUUCUUUAUUUCUGCAUUUUUCCACGAAUAUUUGGUUAGCAUUCCAUUACAAACAUAUAAAAUUUGGGCAUUUACUGGAAUGAUGGGUCAAAUUCCAUUAUCAUUUUUUUCACGUUUUGUUGAAAAGAAAUUUGGACCGCGUAUGGGUAAUCUUGUUGUAUGGUCAUCUUUGAUAAUUGGACAACCCUUAUGUAUUAUGAUGUAUUAUCACGAUUAUGUGAUUACGCAUUAUCGUAAAGAACUCUGGGAAAGUUUCAGUCACGUGUAAUUUAUAAAAAUAUUGGCCAUAAUUACUUCGUAUAUAUAUAGAUUUUCAUUAUUAAAAAGCUUUAAUAGCUUAAUUUUAUUCAUGUGCUAUAUAAUUUCUACCUUGCCAUGUUUAGUUACAAUCAGAAUUUUUUUCUAUUUUGUUGAAUAUAAACGAAUCUUGAAUAUUAUGCUAGAUAGACAAGGUGUGGGCAAUCUUUACGUUUCUCGAGUCGGAAGACAUUUUACCUUUUUUUCCAUUGGAGAACAUUUGUAUAAGUAGUUUCGAGUAUCUGCGUACACAUCACGCAAAAGCUAUUCAAAAUAUAUUUUAUAAUCAUUUCCUGUCUUAGAGGCAAUUAGACCACACAGCCUUAUUGCUUUCCAUUUCUAAAACUACUGGGUAUCUUAAAGACCUUUUAAAAACAUUUUAAUUUGUUCAAAUGUGUGCAUUAAAUUUGUACAUACUGAAUCUACGAUACCCAUAUGUAUUUGUUCAAAUGUACAAGUUUUUGUAGGCCCACAGUGUUUACAAAUAUAAAAAUUUCGAUCGAGAAAAAUAGCCUCCUUGUUUUUCGUUUAGAAAAAAUUGAUUUAAAAGAGAGGAAGGCUUAUUCUAAAUGACAAUGGGUAACUUAGACUUUACCAAUCUAUUUUUCUGAUUGUAAGCUAAAACUCGUAAUAUGACAAUUUGUAAAUUUCUCUAUUAGUAUAAGAUUUCGAAGUAAGUAUAUAAUAAUAUUCUAUUGUCCAUAAAUUAUGAUUCAACUUCGAUACAUUUUCUAAUUUUCCAUCGUGCAAUAAAAUAUUAUUUUAAA
Chrysoperla carnea is the source of this 2520-nucleotide messenger RNA. It is a transcript of the gene mdy, whose product is annotated as diacylglycerol O-acyltransferase 1. Gene Ontology annotation, biological process: triglyceride biosynthetic process. NCBI's taxonomy places the organism in Eukaryota, Metazoa, Arthropoda, Insecta, Neuroptera, Chrysopidae. The record is from RefSeq and is a predicted model, not a curated record. Gene Ontology annotation, cellular component: endoplasmic reticulum membrane. The coding region runs from base 213 to 1724 and encodes 503 amino acids. Gene Ontology annotation, molecular function: diacylglycerol O-acyltransferase activity. The transcript is spliced from 9 exons.